CUUUCUUAACCUACCGCAUUUCAUAUUCAACCAACUCUCGUUGUUAAUUGCAUUUCAAAACGUCCAAAACAAAUAUGAAGGACGUUUCCAGUCACAAAGUUGUUUUUUCACUCAUGUGAUUAUUUUUCAGGGUCAUUGAAGGGAAGACAAAGGAAGUUGCAAGUGUUCAAAUGUAUAAAGAAACAUUUGAUCGUAGCCAAAAAGAUCAGAAAGUAAAAGUAUAUUUGGAAAAUAGCAAUGGAAGUUUAAGUAGGGAAAAUUCAAAUGAUGAGGCAGUAAAUGGAAGUGAAAGUAGUAGUGAUUCAGAAAGACAAAUAGAUGUCAUCACCAGAGGCGAAAGUGGUGAGAAUAAUUACCCUGAAAUAGAUAUCAAUGGCACCAAAAGCUUAUCUUCGUCGGGUAGAAGGUCAAGUUCUUCUUCUUUGUCAGAAACAUCAUCAGAUGAUUUCUUUCGAAUAGAUGCGUUGAAAUUCACCGCAUCUGAUGCAUCUGCAAUUUUAUCAAAAUCUGGGAAAAAUUAUGUUUCUAGCAGUGCUAGCUCUCCUAAAUCUGAGGUUGACAUUAGCCCUCCAGAUCAAACAUCAAUAUAUCAAGUUUACAAUUUGGCCUACAGCCAAAAGGGUAUGCCACCAACUACAAGCCCUCCUAUCCAAAUGAUGGAUCGAUCAGAAAGAUAUGAAUCUGCCAGGAUUCCAUCUUCGAUCUUCGAAAGAAAUAAUAAUCCAUUGGAAUGGAGUAUUGCUUCUAAUGACUCAUUAUUUAGCAUUCAUAUAGGUCACCAUAGUUUUUCCAGAGAACAUACCUUUAAGUUUGGUGAAUUACGCAUGUCGGAAGAAUUGAUCAAACCUGAAGAACUAAGUAUGUUUAAUCGAACCCCAUCAAUUGCAAUUGAAGAGAUAGAAACUGUUAGAAAAAGUGCUGACAUAAAGAAUUUGAAAACAAUAGAAACAUCAGAAGAAUCUUUCAAAUUUGAUCAAAAGCUCAGUGAAAACCACAACAACAUAGAGACAUUUCAUCAAGAUGCAAACUCCAAGUCUUCAAAGUCAAGUGUGUCAAGUAUCUCCAAUGAGAGUGAAGCCACCGGGCACUCUUUUGUCCCAUUAAACAAGGAAUCACGACGAUUCAGCUUAUGUUGUAAUUAUAGCUGGGUGUUCUGCCACCAUAAAUGGCCGAUCUGCUGCUAUACAUGGCCAAGCGGCAAGUGUUCUAAUUGCGGGUGGUUGUUCUGCAGUUGUUGCACCUGUAGCCAUACAAAAAGUAGUGACCGUGCCUCCCCUAUUUUGACAGAAACAGAGAGGAAUAGUUUUGAGAAGACAAAUACUCCUAGACACGAUUCAUAUAAAGAAGAGUUAGAUACAACUAGCAGUUCAUCUGCCAGUUGUUGGCAUUGCUUCCAAUCUAAACAAGCAUGUGAUGUUUGUUCCAACUCACGUGGUAAUUGUUGCUAUUGGUUUCAUAGCUUUUCUUGUGCAAGGUGCAAAUGUUGUUAAGGGACUGGGUUUUACAGAAUUCAGAUGCCUUAUUUAUUUAUUUUUUUUUUAUAGUUAUUAUCUUCUUUAGCAACUCAGGUUUGAUAAAAUUUCCAUCUUGGAUACAUCAUUUUAAUUUCAUGUGUUACCCUUUACCUUUAAAUGAAAUUGA
Molecule: messenger RNA, 1641 nt
Organism: Cicer arietinum (chickpea)
Lineage: Eukaryota; Viridiplantae; Streptophyta; Magnoliopsida; Fabales; Fabaceae
Source: RefSeq, a predicted model, not a curated record